Messenger RNA from Sesamum indicum (sesame), 1998 nucleotides. Its product is annotated as putative glycosyltransferase At5g03795. The record is from RefSeq and is a predicted model, not a curated record. Gene Ontology annotation, molecular function: glycosyltransferase activity. Lineage: Eukaryota; Viridiplantae; Streptophyta; Magnoliopsida; Lamiales; Pedaliaceae.
CAGCACCUGCUCAAUACAAUGGAUAGUCUGCCAACCACAUAUAUGUACAGGCUACAGCAUUAAUGGUCGGGACAUGCUAAGCCUUCUGUCUUUCUCUCUCCCCUUGACGGCCCUAUGUUGAUCUGUCUCCCUCCUUUCAGGCUGUCCCCUCUUCUGCAGUCCCUCCACCACCUGCUGCGGCUGCCAUUUCCUUUUCCACCUCCACUAGCUGCCGUGAAUCAAGAAUCGGUUGCCAAGUGUUUGAUGAUAAGCUUAUGUCACAGCCACCAUAUGUGAUAAUACAUUCAGAACCGAUGCUCCUCUGCACUAUCUUAGGCAGAAGAAGAUUGCAAAGAGUUCUCUAUCAGACCAGUUGGAAUGCGUACUUUGUGUUAUUUCCAUCAUUUGCUGUCCUGUUGAUUACUUCUUUGGCGAUUUUGUCAUUGUGGCCUCAAAUUUUAUUGCUCAAGUCAUCAACUUCGGCUGAAGAGGGGACCAACUCAACAAAGGUUUUUAAAGUCCGAGAAAAUCUGAAGGAGAGUCUUCCAUGUUCGUCUUUGCUAGGACUCAAUUGUGAUUGCAAUGGCACACACCAGAGCUCGGUCUUAUCUCCGUCUCUUUUACAAACAAAGACCAAGUCAUGUAGUCCUUACCACAAUUGGGAACUUUUCAAUGCAGAUUAUCAGGAAAUGUUAAAAAAACUAAAGAUUUUUGUGUACCCAGAUGUUUCCAUGAACAACAAAUCAUCCCCUUUUGCCCGUAUUUUUCUUCCUCAUCCAGAUCCCACAGAUCCAAAAGUGGGGAAUUAUUUCAGUGAACAUGCAUUUAAGUUGGCUUUUCUGCGGAGUCCCUUUGUUACCCAACAUCCCGAGAAGGCUCAUUUCUUCUUUAUGCCCUUUUCCAUCAAUGCCAUGCGAAAUCAUCCUCUUCUACGUUCAGAGUCAUCCAUUUCCAAUUUUGUUGCUAAAUAUGUUUUGAGGAUCAGCUCUGAAUUCAUGUUCUGGAAUGCGUCUGGGGGUGCCGAUCACUUUUAUGUCUGCUGUCAUUCAGUUGGGCGGGAGGCAGCCUCCAAACAUAUAAUUCUGCGUAAUAAUGCAAUUCAGCUUACUUGUUCGUCCAGCUAUUUUCAGAGGCUUUAUUCUGCACACAAGGAUGUAGCACUGCCUCAAGUUUGGCCCCGCCGCAGUGAUAAAGUCUUGAAUCCUCCAAAUGCAAGAAACAAACUUGUCUUCUUUGCUGGACGAGUUCAGAACUCUGGCAUUAGGCAGCAGUUAUUAACUUUGUGGAGAAAUGAUACUUCUUUCGAUAUAUUCUCAGGACAUCCAUCUUAUCCUUAUGAGGAAGGUUUCAGGAGAAGCAAAUACUGCCUCCAUGUAAAAGGUUAUGAGGUAAACACGGCCAGAGUUAGUGAUGCUAUCCACUAUGGAUGUAUUCCCGUUCUGAUAUCCAACUACUAUGACCUUCCAUUUGCUAAUAUUCUUGAUUGGAGCAAAUUUUCGAUUGUUGUCAACCAAGCAGAUGUUGCUCUCUUGAAGCACAUCUUGACGUCGGUAUCUGAGCAGACCUACCUAAACCUCUAUCAAAACUUAUGCAUGGUUAGGAAGCACUUCAAGUGGCAUGCUGACCCUGUGAGUUACGAUGCCUUCCAUAUGACGGCUUACCAGUUAUGGCUGAGACGAGGCUUGCAUCGCUUAGUCACCUAGUAAGUCAAAUGUGCUUUGAUAUAUGAUUAUUAAUAUAACUUGUCGUCUCCACAAUGUUAAUAAGUUCCGUAACAUUUUGUCGUAAGCCACUUAAUGCUCCUGUUGUGCUGAAGGUUAUUAGUUCAUCCAUUACAGCAUCAUCUUACUCUUGUUCGUAUGAUAAGAAGGUUGGGCAGUUACUAAAACGUAUUAUGUGUUUCACAUAAGAAGCUCAGUCUUGAUGAUUUUGAAAAUGAAGAAAUAGUACAUUUCAGUUCAUGAGAUCUUUUAUUAUAGUUCAGUAGCACAUCUCAUUUUAUAUUUAAGAUAAUUACAU